AUGUUGUUUUUUUACAUGUUUUUCUUUAUUAAAAAGUCUUUGUUAAACAACAGCAUUUCCAGAAAUGCUACUCACUGGAACAAUGUUCAGUUGUCUACACAUAUACCUACAUUCCAGAGCUACAGGUUUGUUUAUGACAAAUCUUUGUAGUCAUGGUUGUCUUUCCACAGAGUAAAACAAACAAAGUCCUCAGGCUGAAGGAGACCAACCCCAUCUUUCUUAAGAGUUCUUCCAGCAGAAGAAGGUGGUGCUGGGAAGGAGUGGCCCCACACAGAGACUGUGUCAUAAAGCAGCUGUAUUCUGACUGACGUAAGAACAUAUCCAACACUCAUACGCAUACAAUCGUCUGCGCCUGUCAGUGCUCUGACAUCCUAGACGAGGACACUUGCUAACACCUAUCCUGCCAUGAAUCUAUGAAGGACUGUGAACAAACCUGUAGACAGCGGCUGCUAAGAGACAAAAAAUAGUUAAGUUUUUGAGUUUUUUUUUUACUUUUAGUGUAUAAUUAAAGUAUAUAAUUAUUUAUUUUCAAGAAUUAUUAUCAGUCCUCUUUCACAAUCUCUUCCUUCACAUCAAGACGUGAUGCUCUGGACCAUCUUCCCUAUUGCCCUCUCUCUCGUCUCAUUCAUUGGAACAUGGAGUGUGUAAGUUGUUGUUACAGUCAUGCUCAUUUUACAUGCUGUUUAAAUGUGUUUUUAAAGUAAAUAUUACAUUCUGAUAAUCAGUGGAAAUCAGUGGAACACUCACUGGGUUUCUGCUUGUCUUACUGACCUUUACACAAACAUUUUUUUCAUUUUUGACUGUAAAGUAAAAAAAAAACCACAGGACAGAGUAGAUGCUCAAGAGCAAAAAGAAAAGUACAACAGAAUAAUUAAAAUUUGAACUACAAGGUAUUAAUCAAGUCAUUACUUUCUUUAGUUUGUUUUUAAUAAACCUACAGGUUGAACUGGUUCGAGUUGAUAUUGAUCUGUUUUUAUUUUGAAAAAGUAUGUUUGUUUGUUUGUUUGUUUGACUUAGUUUGACCAAUGAAACAAAUAUCCAGAACUGCUGCUUCUGUGGUGGUUUAUAUUUAUUCAAAAUUAGUGUGAAAUAGUGGCUCGUGCUGUUGUGUUAAAGCAAAAAGAUCUUAGAUCUGACAGCCAGUGAUAACAGAUGGUCUGUCAGUCUGGAAUCUGCUCGUGUGUGUGGGUGUUCUACUCUUUCCUCUCACAGUCAAAUGAAUGGCAUAAAUUGUUCACCAUAAAUAGACCAUAGGUGGAAAUGUGAGUGGGAAUUCUAGCGUGAUGUAAAAUUGCAGAAUAAAAAUGUAGUCUUAAGUGGGUUUUCUUCAAACACCACAUUGAGGAUUCGAUUUGCAGUGUGUGCCAACAUUUUUCUUAGUCAACACAAUAGAUCACAAGUUGCUCAAGUUCCCUGAAAGCUUUCUUGUAAAAAUAUUUAGUUUCUUCUCAGAUGAAGUCAUGGAACAAGAAGAGGCUGAAAAUGUUCCAACAAAUGAAUUUUUCUUUGGUGUAAAUAAAAUUCUACAGCUGUACUUUUUGGGAUGUGGUUGUAGACAUGUGUUCUCUUUCAUACACAGAUAUGGCAUAGCCUACUCCAACGGCCACGUGUGCUCCCUCAGUGACUGGGACAGGGACUAUUGCAGACAGAACAAGUCGGUCAAUUGUUGCCUUGUUCCUACCAUAAGCUCAAGUGGAAUCAACGCGCCGGAAAAUUCCCUUUUUUCUGCCACAGUCAAUGCUGGAGCCUUUCUUUUUCUGCUGUUCUGUAUGUUCCACCAUGCCCACAUUAUGGAGCGACAUUUGUGUCAUUCCACGCUCAGCAGGUUUGCCCUGGUCUGUGGUACAGUGGCGGCUCUGGGAGCCUUCGCAGCUGGUAACUGCAACCCAGGUUUCCUGCCGUUCCUUCACUACCUUGGAGCUGCCAUCAGCUUCGCGUGCAUCUGCUUCUACACCGUCCUGCUCACCUCGCUCACCGGGAAGUGUGCCCUGACAGGAUAUGAGAAGAGUCUCUACCCGUUGCGUGUCGCCUCCACUGUGCUACAAGCCAUCGUUACUCUCCUCUAUGCUGUCAUGUUUGCCCAGCAGGAGGACUAUUACGCUCACCUGUCGGCCAUGUUCGAGUGGAUGCUCAGCAUCAACCUGGAGCUGUUUGAACUCAGCUACCUGGUGGAGUUUUACUACUUCUCCUCCUUCAUGUUAUCCAACCUUUUGAGCACCCGCGAGGAAGUGAAACCGCUGAUGUUGACGAUGUCCUGAUGGAGGAUCUGGGAUCCAGCUGGAGGACAAAGGGACAGACAGUGUAAAGAGACAGUGGCACUGGACCAUGGCAGAAGAGUCAGCGUUUUUCAUCACUCUCCUCUUGUAAGCACUAACAUGACUGGAAAAUGUGUAAAAUUUUUACACUGUGGUCGACAUUAUCAUUAUUAUUAUUAUUCAUUAUCAUUAUUAGGAUUUUUUUUUCAGUUUCAGUUGUAGUUUUUUAUUAUCAUUUUUCUGUUUAUUUAUAGCAGUUAGAUCAUUAAGUAAGCUUUGUAGCAUCAUUAAUUUAAAAGGGAAACCUACUUUGCACACCAUUCAAUGUUUAACAAUGAUUUUUCAAUGUAAAAGAAUAAAAGAAGGCAAGAAAUAUCUAUA
Molecule: messenger RNA, 2636 nt
Organism: Cynoglossus semilaevis (tongue sole)
Lineage: Eukaryota; Metazoa; Chordata; Actinopteri; Pleuronectiformes; Cynoglossidae
Product: transmembrane protein 150A
Exons: 6
Coding region: 1461-2258 (265 amino acids)
Biological process (GO): protein localization to plasma membrane
Cellular component (GO): plasma membrane
Source: RefSeq, a predicted model, not a curated record